AUGGACAGAAUCAGUGGGUUGUCUGAUGAGCUUCUUCUUAAGAUACUAAUGUUGGUUCCGACGAAAGUAGCUGCAUCCAUAAGCAUCUUGUCGAAACGGUGGGAGUAUCUUUGGAUGUGGUUGCCUAAACUUGAUUACGAUCAUAGAGAUUGUUCAAAGCCUGAAUCCAAGAGGCUACAGUGUUUUCUUGACCAUAAUCUACCAUUACAUAGAGCUCCAGUUAUUGAAAGCUUCCGUCUUGAAUUAGAUAGUUCACGUUUCAAACCGGAGUGUAUCAAGAUGUGGGUUGCAAUAGCUGUUUCUCACUGCCUACGUAAGCUGGAGAUAAGAUAUGAGUCUAAGUCAAACAUUCUGCCGAGUAACAUGUAUAUCUGCAAAUCUCUCGUGGUCUUGAAACUGGGUGGUGAUAUCCUCUUGGAUGUUCCUCGAAUGGUUUCUCUUCCCUCUCUCAAAACUAUGAAACUUCAAAGUGUGAGAUUCUUCAAUGAAGAAACUCUUCAGCGGCUUCUAUCUAGUUGCCCAAUUCUUGAAGACCUUGUGGUGGAUUUACGUGAGGAUGACACUACUCGAAAGUUGACUGUUGCUGUUCCAUCUUUGCAGAGUUUGUCACUCUAUAUACCUAAGAGUCAUGAGAUAGAUGGGUAUGUGAUAGUAACUCCUGCUGUAAAGUAUUUCAAACUUGUCGAUGAUAAUUACAAGAGUCACUACUGUUUGAUUGAGCAUAUGCCUAACCUGAUCGAGGCACAUUUGGAUGUCUCACUCCCUGAUAUCAAAAGUCUUAUUGGAUCAAUCACAUCUGUCAAGCGUCUUUCAAUUUGUUCAGCGGCUAUGUUUGAUGAAGGCUUUGUCUUCAACCAGCUUGAGCAUCUGGAGUUAUGUAUAUGCAAAGAUCAUUCCUCCAAUCAACUUUUCCGACUGCUCAAAUCUUCUUUGAUAUUGCAAGAAUUAAACCUUUACUCAAUGGAAGAUCAUUUUCCUCAAUAUAUGGAUUACUGGAAUGAACCAAGUACUGUUCCUGAAUGUCUGCUGUCUACUCUGCAAAAUUUCAGCUGGUCGUUUUCGUUAUACUCGGGAGAACCACCAGACAGAGAUAUUGUGAUUUACAUUUUGGAACAUGCUGUUCACUUAAAGACUGCAACAAUCUCGUCAUAUGAAUGUGAAGUUCCAAAAUUUGAGAUGUUACAGGAGUUGGCACUUUCUUCUAGAGCUUCAACAGCAUGCAAACUCAUGUUUGAAUGAGUACGUUAUCAUUAAAAUUGGUCUUGCUCUUUUUCUUUUCUUUUUUUUUGGCCAAUUGGCUUGCUCUUCUAUUCCUUGUAUUUGCUCGGACUCAGUUUCGUUUGUCGUCGA
Molecule: messenger RNA, 1350 nt
Organism: Raphanus sativus (radish)
Lineage: Eukaryota; Viridiplantae; Streptophyta; Magnoliopsida; Brassicales; Brassicaceae
Product: FBD-associated F-box protein At4g10400-like
Exons: 3
Coding region: 1-1239 (412 amino acids)
Molecular function (GO): protein binding
Source: RefSeq, a predicted model, not a curated record